AUAUUAAAUAUUGUUUUUAUUUCAGGUCUGUUUGAAUAAUGAAUUAUCCUUAUCAUAAUUUCUAUCCUCUUCCCAAUUAUCCACCUGGUUACCCAAUAAUGAAUGAAGGACAAAAUCCUAAUGUACAAAAUCAGUCUUCUUCACAACAAGAAAUGUAUCCACAGGUCCCCACUUAUCCUUAUCCUCCAAUUAAUCCAUAUCCAAUUGGUGGGGGACCAAUCUGUCCUCCAAUUCCACCAGGUGGUAUUUAUUUUCCACCUACAGAAUUUGUUAUAGAACCUGUAACUACUGCAUCCCCUUAUCCACUUUAUCCAGGAAUUCCCAAUACUGUUCAGCAGCCAUUACCAGGAGGAGGAAUAUUCCAUCCAAACAUUGCACCCAUUGAUCAUACAUAUCCUCCAGCUGUGGAUCCAGGAUUUGCUCCUGGAGUACCGUAUCUUUUCCAGAGAUAUUAUCCUUCAGCCUAUCCAAGUUGGAAAUUAAAAAUGCCUGAGGGUACUGUUAAAUAUUAUCAACCUUUUAAUCCAGAAGAUGAUGCCCAGCAACUAAGAAGUGCUAUGAAAGGAUUAGGCACUGAUGAAGCUGCAAUCAUUGAUAUAUUAGCCCAUCGUACAAAUCAGCAACGCCAAGAAAUUAGUGUUGCUUACAAAACUCAGUUUGGAAGGGAUUUAGUUGAUGACUUGAAUAGUGAAUUAUCUGGUAGAUUUGAAGAUGUUAUUAAUGCCUUAAUGAUGCCAGUUGUUGAAUAUAUUGCCAAAGAAUUGCGUCAUGCCUUAUCCGGUGCCGGAACUGAUGAGGAUGUCCUAAUAGAAAUUCUCUGUUCUAGUGAAAAUAAAGAAAUUCUUGCAAUUAAAGAAGCUUAUCAAACAUUGUUUGAUAGAAGUUUGGAAGAUGAUCUUGUGAGUGACACUUCUGGUGACUUCAGAAGAUUGCUCGUAUCAAUGACUACUGGAGCAAGAAAUGAUGGCUAUGCAGAUCCAGAUGGAGCAAAACAAGAUGCUCAGGAUUUAUACAAUGCUGGAGAAGGACAAUGGGGUACAGAUGAAUCUGUUUUUAACAUGAUUUUAGCAACACGCAGUUGGGAUCAUUUAGCUAUGGUAUUUUAUGAAUACCAACAACUAACUGGACAUACUAUGAGUGAUGCUGUUGAACGAGAAUUUUCUGGUGAUGUUAAACAGGGUUGGUUAACAGUAGUGCAUUGUGUUGAAUAUAGACCAUCUUUCUUUGCUGAAAGAAUAAAUAAAGCAAUGAAGGGUGCAGGAACAUGUGACAGGGAUUUAAUAAGACUUAUUGUCACUAGAUGUGAGAAGGAUCUUGUUCAAAUUAAGCAGGAAUAUUAUGAUCAGUUUGGUAAAACAUUGGAAGAAGCUAUUGAGGAUGAUACUUCUGGGGAUUACAAAAGAAUGUUGCUUGCUUUGGUAUCUGGCAUGUAAUUUGUUCCCAUUUGUCCCAAUAUUAUAACUUAGAAAUAUUAAGGAUCAUCUACAUAUACUGUAGCUCCUUCAGAUUGUGACAUUACACUAACUAGUUAAACUUGUUAAAUUGAUGUCAACUUAGUGCCUUAGCAAUGUUUUUUACUUUAAAUUUUAGGACUGUAACGAAUUAAUUUGUAAUUUUUAGUUGAGUACUUAAACUCUGAGUAACAUUGACCUUAACUUUUGUGAUAAAUUUUACUCCUAAAUUCUUCGUUAACUUAGUAUAGAUUUGUUAAUCAGAAGAUUAUUAAUGUUCAGUAUUUUUUGUUAAACCUUAUUUUCAGAUGUUUAGCCAGAUAUACUGCAUUUGAAAUAAUAUAUAAUGACUUUUAAUAUGAAUUAUUAUGCACACUUUUCUCUCUGGAUCAGGUGCCUAAAUCUAGUCUGUUAAAUGGAAGUAUAUUUUAUAAAUGUUGAUCUUUAAAUUGUUGUAUAUUUUCAUGCAGAAAUCGAUAUUUGAUAUUUUAAUCUGAAUGUUUAAAAAUCAUUACUCAUCAUUGAAAUGAUUAAAGAUUAAAGCUUAAUUGUCAUGUUUA
This is a messenger RNA of Centruroides sculpturatus (bark scorpion), 2011 nucleotides long. RefSeq names its product annexin A13-like. The coding region runs from base 39 to 1433 and encodes 464 amino acids. Lineage: Eukaryota; Metazoa; Arthropoda; Arachnida; Scorpiones; Buthidae. Gene Ontology annotation, cellular component: cytoplasm. Gene Ontology annotation, molecular function: calcium-dependent phospholipid binding; calcium ion binding. The record is from RefSeq and is a predicted model, not a curated record. The transcript is spliced from 12 exons.